UUGAUGGAUCUUCUUGAGUAUGGGAGAGCGAGAUCUGUGACACAUGGUGGUCUUGCCAAUCCGGGAAGCUAUGUGCUCUCUGGACAAACCGUGAAACUUAUUAACGUGGGGCGAGAAGUUGAUUCCCACGAUGCCACGAGAGAUCAGAUGGAGCUCAGACAAUUCAUAAACACGAACCCCUAUUUAAAUGGUAAUGCCAGUGCAGAGUGGGGCACUCUUGACAUGCUUCUGGAAUCUCGACUUGUGACCAACUUUAGUCGUGGCUGGAAGAACGUUGUCGUGGGACACCCAAUGUUAUCGGGAUCGGCUGAGGAUAUAAUCGCAGCUUUUGAUGGGGUGAACACAUCUGUGGAACAACUGACUUUGGUAAAAGCAACUAAGUUGGCCAACCUGUUGUACACAGAGUUUCCUCAUUUCCACGACAGACCAUUGAUACCGAAUCCUCAAGGACCUAAUGACUAUCACGAGAAUCUCAGGUUCUAUUUCCGACGAACCAGAGUCUUCAAUCGUCUCUUCAACAAUUACUAUGAUGGCGUUAAACAAUUGUAUCAAGGUGAUAAAAUUUAUCUAGAAAUCAUUAGACUGGUGAGGAACUGCAUACACCAUGCAGCCAAAUAUGAUGAGAGGCUGGCAGACUCUGAACGAUUGCUUACAAUGAUGAGAGAGAAUUUUACACAUUACAUCAGUUUGACAUACUCUUUCCUACACAUGCUGAAUGAUAAGGAUGCUGAUUAUCCAUACAAAAGCAAUGACAAACCAAGUACACCCAGCAUUGGGGAUUAUUUGGACCUGGCCAUGAAGAGAACACGCAGAGGAAGAGGUUGAACAUUCCGACUGGUUACUUUGCGACGAUGGCAUCAUCACGAUCCAGCUGCCGAGGGAACUGAAUGGUUGAUGUGUCGAGGGAACUGCAUGUUUACUUUUCUUCAAAGUUGGUGACUCGUGCCUGGGUCCUAGACCAACCGAACAUCUGAAUGUUUUUUUACUUUUCUUCAAAGUUGGUGACCCGUGCCUGGGUCCUAGACCAACAGAACAUCUGCAUGUUUUUUUUUACUUUUCUUCAAAGUUGGUGACUCGUGCCUGGGUCCUAGACCAACAGAACAGCUUGUUUCUUAAUUCGCAUCCCACUGUAACCGCAACCAGUAACACCGAUGACUCCAUGGACCAGCUUCAUUAUCUUUUGCCAUUGC
Molecule: messenger RNA, 1190 nt
Organism: Triticum urartu
Lineage: Eukaryota; Viridiplantae; Streptophyta; Magnoliopsida; Poales; Poaceae
Source: RefSeq, a predicted model, not a curated record